CAGUGCAAUUAAUAGACUGUCUCAUCGUUUGAAGCAAAGGGAGCAACCGGAAAUGGAAGGGAUCUCUCUUGGUAAACAGAUGCGGAAAGAAGUGAGGCAUUCAACGACGAAACAUCUCCAUCCGAGAGAGAUCGAAUAUUUUGGGAGCUCCUCUGAUCGCGCCAGGUUUCUGGGGCACGACCUUGAAUGCACAGAAACGCGUUAACGUUUUUCGCGUGUCCUCCGCAAAUGUUAUGCAGAACCGGUAGGAGAUUUCACGGAGCUAUGAGGAAGCAAUGUUACUAUUCGCCGUUACAAGUCACGCAUCGCAUCUAUACCCGCGUAAUGGCGAGACGCAGUAUUCAAGCGGCAUCCAAAGGAACAAGAGGACUAAAAGGAGACGCAAAAGGAGCGAAUGAUGAGAAACGGAAAGGAGGCAGUGGUCACGCAUCGCGGCUAAUGCUUUUCGUGACGAAGGAGAUAAGGGAGGGGAAGGCCUCGACCCGCGGCACAUGGCUCAUUAAAUGCACGUGCUAA
Messenger RNA from Camponotus floridanus (Florida carpenter ant), 516 nucleotides. RefSeq lists its product as uncharacterized. The record is from RefSeq and is a predicted model, not a curated record. The transcript is spliced from 6 exons. The coding region runs from base 187 to 516 and encodes 109 amino acids. Lineage: Eukaryota; Metazoa; Arthropoda; Insecta; Hymenoptera; Formicidae.